This is a messenger RNA of Adineta steineri, 855 nucleotides long. NCBI's taxonomy places the organism in Eukaryota, Metazoa, Rotifera, Eurotatoria, Adinetida, Adinetidae. The record is from the annotation of a GenBank genome assembly.
AUGAUUACGAAGUUUAUACUAAUCGGGGCCGGUGUUGCAGUAGCCAUUGCAUUCGGUCUUGGUAUCAUUAUUGGUCAUUUUGCGAUAAAAAAGACAACAAGUAGUACAACAGGAAAGUAUGACUAUCUCACACGUGACGCAGAUCAACAAAAUUAUCAAACUUUUAUUUCUUCUAUGCAAUCAACAAAUAUUGAAGCGAAUCUCAAAGUCACUCUUACUAAUGGUUCUGGUAGUAUUAUUAUUCAAACAAGUGGUACUGAACAGGUCUAUGAUACAACACAACCAAAAAAAGUUAAUCUAUUUCUUGCAUAUACACCUAAUGGUACUGUUUCAAGUACUAAGUUAUAUUAUGGUAACUAUGGUCAACUUGAAGAUAUUCAACGUUUGGCAUCGAUUGUUGGAAAUGCUAGUUUACAAGGUAGUAUUAUUAUUAUGAGAUAUGGUAAAAUAUUUCGAGGAGAUAAAAUAAUGCAUGCUCAAUAUUAUGGAGCAGUUGGUGCAAUAUUGUAUAAUGAUCCAAUUGAUUAUGCUCCAUAUGGAACAUCAGCAGAUCAAGUAUAUGAUCAAAAAUGGUAUAUGCCACCAAGUGGUACACAACUAGGAACUACAUAUACUUCGAAUGGUGAUCCUUUGACACCUAUUUAUCCUUCGACAGAGUAUAUGUACAGAAUAGAUGAAGAAGAAGUGAGCGCUAUACCGAAAAUUCCUGCUCAAGCGAUUGGUUACAGUGAAGCACAAGUGAUACUUCAAUAUUUACAAGGUGAUAAUGUACCAACAUACUGGAGUGGGACAUUGCCAAGUGUAGUUUAUCGUUAUGGUGGAAUACUUCGAAAUUUAGCUAAAAUAGAAGUCUGA